Trypanosoma theileri is the source of this 1119-nucleotide messenger RNA. RefSeq lists its product as uncharacterized. The coding region runs from base 1 to 1119 and encodes 372 amino acids. NCBI's taxonomy places the organism in Eukaryota, Euglenozoa, Kinetoplastea, Trypanosomatida, Trypanosomatidae. The transcript has a single exon. The record is from RefSeq and is a predicted model, not a curated record.
AUGCUUCGACGACUUCACAUCUCCGCUGGUGUUCGCUGCGGUGCUGCGGUGCGUCUCUUGUCCAUCGCGGCGGAGGCGCGCGAGGCCCUCACCAAACAACUCGGCGCCCUCAAGGAGGAGUGCAAAGGACAAGGAUUGGAUUUGGCCGACAUGAACGACGCCUCCCGCGCAGCCAUGCGGUCACUGCAAGAGAGCCUCAAGAAGGCAAACGUAGAUGAUGAGCAGUUCAAAGGAAAGUGCACCACGCUGUCGGCCUCCAUUAAGGCGUACACAACACGAUUGACAAAUUUGCAAAACGAGGCGCGCUCUAUUCAGGCAGAGGCCGACGCCCUUCUGAAGAUCAUGUGGGGGACAGAAACUCCGCAAAAGGCCGCCUCAUUUGCAUCGCCUCCAAAUUCAAUCAAUGAUGCAAGUACUAAUACUACUGCGCAUGAUGAUUCCAAGGGAGAUGAAUUUGUUGUGGAACCUCCACCUGUUGCUAAGAUAUUAGAGAGUAAACAGAAGAAUACCGAACAUGUCGAGGCGGAGCGUGUGCAAGGAACUAUAAAACGAUCAUCACAAGAGGUAGAAUCCCAAGAAAUUGAGGUGGAAACCAUUGAGGUAGAAGUGGAACCUGCCAAUGAUCCAGCAGACACUAUGAAAAUAACUGAUAUUACUAAGGAUUUGUAUGAACGGGGUGUGAAUUUCUCUGAUUGCCUGGACGCGCGUUCACUGCGGCAAAGAUAUAAGGAUGUACUUGCAGGCAAAUUUUCGCCUGGUAUUCAAGCUGGCACACCAAACACUACUUCAAAAGCAGCAGAAACUAACAUGAAUCAACCCCGUAUGCCACAAAAUCGAUCAUAUCAACAUCAGUAUCAACAACAACAACAACAAUCCAAUACCAAUGAAUCAGGACUUGCCCAUGAUCCUUACCCUAAUGCAUACAGAAAGAUGGUGGAUCCCAUGAAACAUGUGUGGGAACUUAAGAAUGAGCUUGCAGCAGAGAAGGGUAUUGAUCCCAAUAGUGUAGAUCUUUGGAGUGGAAAAUGCAAAUUGGAGGAUCACAAACUUCUGUACGACUACCCAUCUGUGCAGAACUAUCCUAUCGAAGUACGCCAGAAAGGGGAUAUUCCCCGUUAA